This is a messenger RNA of Anneissia japonica, 1082 nucleotides long. RefSeq lists its product as uncharacterized. The record is from RefSeq and is a predicted model, not a curated record. NCBI's taxonomy places the organism in Eukaryota, Metazoa, Echinodermata, Crinoidea, Comatulida, Comatulidae. Bases 276 to 644 code for a protein of 122 amino acids. The transcript has 3 exons.
AUCGUAACUAAUAACUGGAUUGUGACCUGAGAGAUUUGCUUGUUUGCUGAGGUAAUUUUAAGAUAAAUUAAUUGAGCUUUGGACCUUGGGUCCGAUUUGUUCAUUUACUUCCAUGUCAAAAUAAUUGAAUACUUGCAUGCAUAUCCGUAUAAUAUUAUUACAAACCCAACACGGAAUUUUUGUCAGAACCAAAAAAUAAUAACGCAACGCUUUUAUCGGUAAUUACACAAAGAAGUUGUAGAAAAGCAGUCAUGUGAGAUCGAAAGCUGGUGGUUAUGUCAAGUGACUUAAUAGACCUGCUCAUCUUGAUUAUAUUUUGGAUCGUAUUGUUGUACUUGUUAAGGGCGCUCGACAAAUGUUUAUCAUACAUAGAAGAGCGAAACAGGGAGAGGCGAGCACGGCAAAACACAGUUCGAGAAGUGCAUGUUAACUGCGUCUUUCUGCAAGAAAUUGAAGAAAAUGAUAGUAUACCGCCAUCAUACGACGAAGCUCAGUUUAUUAUCGAAGUUGGUGAUUCGUCAUCUAUCUAUUCUACAAUGAGUCACUUAACAAACUACGGCGAUGACCCGCCGGAAUACGACAGGGUCAUUGAAAACAGUUUUAGCUGUGGUGAACUCUCUUGGGACGCUGUAACGGCCGUUUGACAAAUGUUACGAGUACAGAUCAUGUAUAUAGUAAAACUUUUAAAAAGUAUAUAGAAAGUCUAUAAAGAAAUAUAUCUUCCAGACUGCUUAAAAUCUGGCGCAGAAGAUUAUAUUUUUAAACUAAUUGAAUAAUACACUAGUUACAAUAGCAACUUAGGUCUUCACUUUGGCAUGUUGAUUACACUCACAGAUAUUUUUCAUUCGAUUGGUCUAAAAAUAGUAUAAGAAGGAUAAAAUACUACCCCUGAACGUCGAACAAGUGGAAAAUCCCUGUCUUCAGAGAAGGGCUUGCUGGUCUCAAAUACCUACCUCGAAACAUGCCUUCAUCAUUGCCUUGACGGUUUUGAUCUUACAUAAUAUUUAUCAGAGAUUUGUUAGUCAUACUAUUUUAUUGUAAAAUGUUUUGUUCCUAUUAAAUUCGUAAACAAAAAUCUUAAA